Canis lupus familiaris (dog) is the source of this 1608-nucleotide messenger RNA. It is a transcript of the gene SLC66A3, whose product is annotated as solute carrier family 66 member 3. The record is from RefSeq and is a predicted model, not a curated record. NCBI's taxonomy places the organism in Eukaryota, Metazoa, Chordata, Mammalia, Carnivora, Canidae. The coding region runs from base 105 to 713 and encodes 202 amino acids. The transcript is spliced from 7 exons.
GGCGGAAGGACUCGGCGCCCCCGGCGGCCCGGCGCAGAGCGGUUUCCUUCCCGCUGGCCGCGGCGCCCCCGCCGAGUCCCGGAGCCCCCAGCCCCGCGGGCGCCAUGCGGGAGGCGCUGCUGCUGUUCUGCAACUGGAGCACGCUGGGCGUGUGCGCCGCGCUCAAGCUGCCGCAGAUCUCCGCGGUGCUGGCGGCGCGCAGCUCGCGGGGCAUCAGCCUCCCGAGUUUACUUCUGGAGCUGGCGGGCUUCCUGGUGUUUCUCCGGUACCUGUGCUACUAUGAGUACCCGCUGCUCACCUACCUGGAGUACCCCAUUCUCAUCGCACAAGACGUCCUCCUUCUGCUCUGUGUCUUCCACUUCAACGGGAACGUGAAAGGGGCAGCGCCCUACCUCGCCCUAUGUGUGGCCUCGUGGUUCGUCCUUUCCCUGCAGAAGUGGAUCAUAGACCUGGCCAUGAAUCUGAGUACUUUCAUCAGCACGGCCAGCAAGUUCGCUCAGCUCCAGUGCCUGUGGAAGACCCAGGACUCGGGAGCCGUGAGCGCCCUGACCUGGAGUCUCGCGUCGUACACCUGUGCGGCAAGAAUAAUCACCACCUUAAUGACCACCAGUGAUCUAACAGUUCUUAUGCGAUUUGUGAUCAUGCUUGCUUUGAAUCUGUGGGUAACAGCCACGGUACUUCGCUACAGGACGACAGUGGGAAAGGCUGAGUGAUCGAUGCGCGGCUCCUACGCACAAAGUGGAUUCCUAAUGACUGAACCAAAGGGGAAAAUAAGCUCACUGCUAAGUCAAGGUCUUCUAUAAAUUUAGUUAAUUGUUUCAGAGACUUUGAAGCCAAAGGUAUUUUAGACACAAGCCACGUGGACACCUGUUUAGAAAUGCUACCCUCCCCUCCCUCCGCCUCAGGAGGCGGCGGCUGGGCUCAGACCCCUGCUGGCUGGGCCCUCGGGAUUAACUGUCUCUGGUUUUGGGCUUUUACAAUCCUUUCCACGGCACAAGCGAUUAUGAAUGGAGUGAGAUUUUUCUCAAAGUCGGAAGUGGAAUUGUAGUAAAUUACUAAUGUUCCCUCCCUGGGACUGUUUAAUUGUAAUAGAGCUUUAACAGGCUGGCCUUUCCGUAUCGUAUCACAAGAUAGUACCUCCUUGGGCUCUAGUAAGGUAUGAGGCAAGCAAACGCUGGCCAGAGUUCAUAUACCAAAGUUAGUCUUUUUAACCUCAUCCAGUGCCUUUAAGAAGCGUGCUAUGAGCUGCAGUCUCUACUUACGAGGCAGUCCCGAUGAACUUUCUGAUUCAAGCAUAGUGCUGCCAUUUUUUAAAGGGUCACACCUUUAAAAAAAACAAAAACACACCUUGUCCGUUGACAACAUAAGCAGGAAAGGGUAUUGCUGGGUUCUGCCAAGUUCUUAAGGAUUUCACGCUCAUUAUAUCAUAUUCUAAACAUGAUGUUAAGAUUAUUGGAUGCAGCUUUUUACUACAAAAUUUUAUAAAGCCUAAAAUUUAAACUCUUCCUUUAUGAUUGAAUGGCAUUAUUCUAUUACAUGGAAUAUAUAAACGAUGUUUAUUAGAAAAUGUUUUAGCUUCCUAUGUAAAAUAAACUCUCAUAUUCUGAA